AUGGUGGCAGUGUUGGGAUCCUGUUUGCUCCUGGCAGUGGCACUGCUGGGCCCAGGGCCCAGUGCUCAAGCCAUGAAAGGUGUCAAGUGUGGGGGUGUGCUCUCAGCACCUUCCGGAAACUUCUCCAGCCCCAACUUCCCCAGGCUCUACCCCUACAACAUAGAGUGCAACUGGCUGAUUGUGGUGGCUGAGGGAUCCUCCGUGCUGCUCACUUUCCAUGCCUUCGACCUGGAGUACCACGACACCUGCAGCUUCGACUUCCUAGAGAUCUACAAUGGGGCCUCUGGAGACAAGGGCAACCUGCUGGGGAGGUUCUGUGGCCAGGUGCCCCCGCCACCGUUCUCCUCCUCAUGGCACGUCAUGUUGGUCGUCUUCCACUCGGACAAGCAUGUGGCCAGCCAUGGCUUUUCUGCAGCCUACCAGAAAGAUGUCUGCGGUGGUGUCCUGACGGGCCUGUCAGGGGUCCUCACCAGCCCUGAGUACCCCAACAAGUACCCCAACAAUGUGGAAUGUCACUGGGUGAUCCGGGCCACUGGCCCCGCCACCGUCAAGCUGGUGUUCAUGGACUUCCAGGUGGAAGGCAACGAAGACUGCACCUAUGACUACGUGGCCGUGUUCAGGGGGCCAGGUCCCGCCCACAGGCACCACUACUGUGGUAGCGCCAAGCCUCCCACCCUUGUGUCCCUGGACCACGAACUGCAGGUGAUCUUCAAGUCUGACUUCAACAUCGGAGGCCGGGGCUUCAAAGCCUACUACUUCUCCGGAGAAUGCCAGGAGGUGUACACGUUCAUGCGGGGCAACUUCUCCAGCCCACAGUACCCCAGCUCCUACCCCAACAACAUCCGGUGCCACUGGAUCAUUCGCCUGCCUCCUGGCUACCGGGUCAAGGUCUUCUUCCUGGACCUGGACCUGGAGGAGCCCAACAGCCUGACCAGGACCUGUGACUUUGACCAUCUGGUGGCCUUCGAUGGGGCGAGCGAGGAGGCGCCCCUGCUGGGGAGUUGGUGUGGCCAUCACCUACCUCCACCCAUCACCUCCAGCCAGAACCAGCUCCUGCUCCUGCUGCACACGGAUCGCAGCACCACCCGCAGGGGCUUCUCUGUGGCCUACAUUGGAGUGGUGCCCAUGAACGUGAGUUGCUCCCGAACGGACUUCCAGAUUCUGAUCUCGGCACAGACACUGGCCCCACUGGAACGGACCAAGGUCUACCUUGGCAGCCGGAGCUGUGCUGCCCAGGAAGUUGGCAGCAACUUCAGGAUCCAGGCCCGCUUUGACACCUGCGGCACUGAGUCUCAGAGAAGGAACAACACUUCAGUGAUUGUCAACAUUCUGUACAUUGACUUCUCGGAUGGUGAACAGGAUGACAUCCAUGAGUAUGAAGUCCUCUGUGAGCCACGGCGCAAGGAGGCUUCUGUCCACCUGCUCUCUGGCUCCGACUGGCUUGGGCCCUAUGCUGCCACCGCUGAGCACCUUCAGGAAGCGCCACCUAGGGCUGAGGCGGAGGCACUGGAAGGCCCAGUGGCUGUGGUGGCCCAGGACACCAGUGACAUUGUCUUCCUGGGCCUUUGCAUCCUGGCGGGAGUCCUCAUGGUCAUUGCCAUUGUGGUCCUGAUGCUGCUGUGA
Messenger RNA from Loxodonta africana (African savanna elephant), 1623 nucleotides. It is a transcript of the gene CDCP2, whose product is annotated as CUB domain containing protein 2. NCBI's taxonomy places the organism in Eukaryota, Metazoa, Chordata, Mammalia, Proboscidea, Elephantidae. The record is from RefSeq and is a predicted model, not a curated record. Bases 1 to 1623 code for a protein of 540 amino acids. The transcript is spliced from 6 exons.